Python bivittatus (Burmese python) is the source of this 2188-nucleotide messenger RNA. RefSeq names its product ankyrin repeat and SOCS box containing 6 (gene ASB6). Gene Ontology annotation, biological process: intracellular signal transduction. Gene Ontology annotation, molecular function: protein binding. NCBI's taxonomy places the organism in Eukaryota, Metazoa, Chordata, Lepidosauria, Squamata, Pythonidae. The record is from RefSeq and is a predicted model, not a curated record.
AAUCUAAGCCCGGGCAGCCUCUUUUAAUUUUUGACAAAUUUGCUCAAUUGCAAAGUGGAAAAUCUCCACUUCUCCCCGUCCUCGUUCAAAGGCUUGGCUGGCUUCAUGGUGCAAACGAGGAGGAAGAAAAGGAAGGAGGCGGCUUUGCAAGAGGAGGAAAAGAGAGAAAAGAGCUUUCAGGAAGCGGGCGGGGUUACUCCCGAGUAAGCCCCUUUGCGCUUGCAAGGGCCGUGCGCGAGCAGGGCCAGCAGCAGCAGCAGCAGCGAGAAUAAAAAUAAAUGCAUCAUGUAGACAUUGAUAUAUUAAUAAGUAGAGCAAGCGGGGCUGUUCGGAUAUUGGCCUGUCAGCGCCGCUGGAAACAGGCGUCGUCGGACGGUGUCCGGAGUCACGCGCUAAGCCAAGAACAGGCCAGGAAGAAGCUGAAGCGAAGUAACGGCUCGGCUGGGAGAUCAGAAGACUUUUCUGGAGGAAUGCUGAAAAGCAUGCCGUUUCUCCAUGGCUUCCGCAGAAUCAUCUUCGAGUAUCAGCCGCUGGUAGACGCUAUCCUAGAAGCCUUAGGAUUGCAAGAUCCCGAACACCAAGAAUCACCGGAGAGUCCCAGCUGUGCGGCCGGAGACAGUGGCCGAUUUCGGGUUCUCCAGAAACUUUUGGACAGAGAAUCUCAUGCACCUUUUUACCAGGAAGGCGUCAGCUACACUUUGCUGAAGGUGGCUGAGUUGGGCUUGGUCCAGGCGGCAGAAAUCCUCCUGCACAACGGGGCCGACAUCACCUUCGAAGAUCCGGUCACGUAUUACACAGCCUUGCACAUCGCGGUCCUGCGAAACCAGCCCGACAUGGUCGAGCUUCUGGUGCAGCGCGGCGCGGACAUCAACCGCAGAGACCGGAUUCAUGAAAGUAGCCCUUUGGAUCUUGCCAGCGAAGAACCGGAACGCUUGCCCUGUCUGCGGCGUCUCCUAGAACUCGGAGCCGACAUCAACGCUGCUGAUAAACAUGGAAAGACAGCUUUACUCCACGCACUGGCCAGCAGUGACGGGGUUCAAAUCCACAACACGGAAAACAUUCGCCUUUUGCUGGAAGGAGGCGCAGAUGUCAAGGCCACCACAAAAGACGGGGACACCGUUUUCACCUUCCUCAUCUUCUUGCUCGGCGAGACGGUGGGAAGCGACGCUGAAGAGGCUGAGAUGAUCAACCGCUUCUGCUUCCAGGUGACGCAGCUGCUUAUGGCACAUGGCGCCAACCCCAGCGAGUGCCCGCCCUACGAAUCCCUCACCCACCUCUGCCUCAAGAGCUUCCGACUCCACUUCCCGCUCUUGCGCUUCCUCCUGGAGUCGGGGGCUUCCUAUAGCUGCUCCCUCCACGGCCCCACGUGUUGGUCGGGCUUCGACAUCAUCUUCGAGCGCCUGUGCUCCCAUCUCAGCGAGUCGGAGGAUGACGGCUUUUCCAUCGACUUGCUGCAGAAAGCGGAGACCACCCUGGAGCUGAUGAUGGCCAGCUGUCCAGUGGUGAAGCUGCCUAGCAACUUCCAGAUCGACCUGAGCAACUGCCGUUACCAUCAGGACAAGAUCAAGGCUCUUUUCGGGAAAUUGAAACAGCUGGAGAACACCCCGCCCACGUUGAAACACCUCUGCCGAGUUUAUCUGCGGCAGUAUCUCCAACCUUGGCCGGUAGACGUGAAGGUGAAGGCUCUCGUUCUGCCCAACCAGCUGAAGAGGUACCUCCUUAUAGAUCCAUCUGCGGAGCACGUGUGACCUCCCCGGACAAGAAGCGGACCAAAGAUAUCUGCCAGACCCCCUUCCAUCCCCAAUCCAGUUGUAAUAUACUGACCAGCACGUGAACUGGGAGACCUUCGCUUCAUCAGCCGACCCAAUACUCCACUGCCAGCUUGGCUGGUCGGCCUUCACGGGGUUACAGAAUAUUGCACGUGGUUUACCAAGUCACCAGGAGCACGCUCAGCUGGCGGGGAUGUGGGAAUGCAUUUGGUGACUUAGAAUUUUGCCACGGAAUCUGGAGGAAAAGGACUUCAUGGAGUUGUACGUCAACCGGGGAAGCGUUUGCCCUUCCGUGCAAGUGAAUUUUGAGCUUCUGUAGGUUUAUGUUGGAGCCAUACUCAACAUCCAGGGUUGAGGGCCAGGGAGGAGAGGGGAAUUGCCAGCCGCUACCAGCAGCCAAUUAAAAGGAUGUACCUACA